AUGGACGUCAUUCCCCCUGAGUACGAUAAGGAAACUAAAGAGCGGAUCUACCGUCAGGAAUGGCUUGAGUACUUUAACUUCAUCGGGUGGGAUGCGGCGAUGCGGGACCACCCGGAGCAGUUUUACGCCAUCUUCCCGAAUAACUCCAGCAGCUCGCCAUUCGCGGCGAACAGCGCGGCGGGGGCGUGUCCAGAUGCCCUGCUGACGCACGACAUGCCCGGCGCGCAUGCCCCCCCGCCCUUCCUCGGCGCCCAGCAGCAACACCACCACAGCCACCGACGUGCCGUUGGCGGAGGGCACUACGUCGGCUCGGUGCUCGCCGCGCCGAGCGCCACUACGGCGGCGGCGGCGGCGAGGCUUUUUCUUGAUAGUGAGAGCUCCAGCGACAGCGGUAGAUCCUCCUCCUCGUCCUUCUCCUCCUACACGGGGGGGUCGUCGAAUGCAAGCGUGUCGUCGCAGCGGCAUCAGCAGCGACAUCGUCGUGAGGGCGGCGAGGCGGAUGGCGAGGGCGGGAAAAAGAAAAGCUCGACGCGUCGCCACCGUCGCAGCCGGAGCCGCAGCGGCAGCGACAAUAGCCGGCGCCGAACGCACCGUCGCCACAACUCGCGUCGCCGCAGCCCUCGGCGCGAUGAGGCAACGAGACGGAGACGCGAGGAAGACCCCAGUGGGCGUCGAAAACGUGAACGGGAGGAUGACAGGGAGGCAAGGCGGCACGAGCGACGGUCGCGCGGUAGUUACCACCCAGCGGAGGGGGAGGAGAAUCGCCGCCGCCGCCGCCGCCAUGAGGAGCAGAGCCAACACAGGUCACGCUCGGAUAGGGAGAAGGAGCGGGACGGAAAGGCUGAGCGGGGGUACGGCAGGGAGAGAACGGCGACCGCCAACGCGGGUAGCGGCUCCAGCGACGCAUACAGAGGGAGAUAUGUUCUGAAGGAGGAACGCGAGAAACGGCGUGUGAAGAGCGGCGGAGUUGGUGCCAGCGGCCAAGGGCCCACCGAACGGUACGAGGAUCGCAGGGAGGACGCCCGCCAACGUCGGCAGCGGGACACGGAUGACCGGCGCAAGCGUUAA
Trypanosoma conorhini is the source of this 1068-nucleotide messenger RNA. Its product is annotated as splicing factor PTSR1 interacting protein. The transcript has a single exon. The coding region runs from base 1 to 1068 and encodes 355 amino acids. The record is from RefSeq and is a predicted model, not a curated record. NCBI's taxonomy places the organism in Eukaryota, Euglenozoa, Kinetoplastea, Trypanosomatida, Trypanosomatidae.